UUUACAAGAAUACCUAACCUUGCCGCUAACCCUUUCUCUCCCUUGGUUCCGCCAAUUUCAUUCACACCCAGAAAAAAACAUGUCAAUGCAGGCAAACAAUCCCUUUCCUUUCCUUCCCAUUCUCUUCCUUCUCAAAGAAAAGCAACCUCUUUCUCCCCUAUAUCAUCACUCAUCAACCAUGCCAUUACCAAUCAUCAUCAACAAAUUCUACGAACCUUAUUAACUCACAAACUUCCGUUCAUUACCUUCCUGUUUCAGCUCUUUUUCCCCCUUUUUUCUUUUCCAUAACAACUGAUGGAGUCUCAAGAACCAAACGUUACCAGCUCCACUUCGAUGCCUUUGAUGUACUCGAACCGGAUGAUGUUGAAAACCAUAUUGGAAAGUAGCGAUGGCGAGAUGGGGUUGAUUGGUAAGACAGUGGUGGUUGGAGGGUGGGUGAAAUCUUCCAAGGAGGUGAAAAAGGACCCUGUGCCAUCGCCACCUGCUGCAGCUGAUGCUUUCCCCGUUUCUCAAAGGCCGAAGGACGUAACCUGUGUGGAAAUUCUUCAAUCUCGAAUCCCGUUUUUCAGGACUAUUAUCAGGGUUUUGGGUGGUUCUGCUAGUUCCCCUGCUGUUCGAGAAAAGCUGGAGUCUUUGAUUCCCAAACCACCUCCUCCUUCGACAUUCUUUCUACAAAUUAAUGAUGGCUCUUGCCUUUCAAGUCUUCAGGUUGUGAUAGAUUCCGCUAAAGCUCCAGUGUCUGCAGGCCAGAUUCUACCAACUGGAACAUGUAUAUUAGCUGAAGGUGUUUUGGAAAAACCUUCAGCACAUGGAAAACGAACAAUUGAGCUUAAAGUAGAGAAAGUUCUUCAUGUUGGGACAGUAGAGCAGGAUAAGUAUCCAUUGUCAAGGAAAAGAUUACCCCUUGAUUCUUUAAGGGAUUAUGCCCAUAUUCGUCCUAGGACAACUACGGUGGCGUCUGUUACACGAAUUCGCAGCACCCUAGACUUCGCAACCCACACAUUCUUCCAGAACCAUGGUUUUUUACUUGUGCAACUGCCGAUCAUAACGACUACAGACUCUGAAGGGUUCAGCGAAAAGUUUCUGGUUACAACUCUUCUAGGAAAGACAAGCAAGGAAGAGCCAGUCGGUGUUAGUGAUGCUGAUGGUGUUAGCCUUGAAACAGUUAAGGCUUCUAUAAAGGACAAAUCAAGUCUAUUUGAACAACUCAAGAGAAGUGACAGCGAUAAAGAAUUACUUGCUGCUGCUCUUCAGGACCUGCGGAAAACAAAUGAAUUAGCGCGACAGAUUGAAGCAAGAGAAAAAUCCAAACCAGUAACUGCAGUGAAGCAUGACUUAGUGAACCUCAAUGAAGAUUUCUUUGGUCGCCCGAGUUAUUUAACUGUUUCUGGUCGCCUUCAUCUGGAGAGCUAUGCAUGUUCUCUUGGUAACGUUUACUCAUUUGGACCCAGAUUUCGAGCUGAUAAAACAGUGUCCGCCAAACAUGCGGCUGAAAUGUGGACGGUUGAGGUUGAAAUGGCUUUUUCACAAUUAGAGGACGCCAUGAAAUAUGCAGAGAACUAUUUGAAAUUUCUCUGCAGCUGGAUAUUGGAUAACUGUUCAGAAGACAUGAAGUUUCUCUCAAAAAGAGUUGACAAGACUGUUACUCAUCAUCUUGAAUAUUUGACAUUAUGUUCUUAUGACAAGAUUUCCUAUAGAGAGGCAGUAGAAAUUUUGAGAAAGGUAAACCUGUACAACAUGUACUUCCUAUAUUUAUGCCCAGCCAACAUAUCAACCAUAUCUUUAGCAACUUCUGUCCGCAAAAGUUUUGAUUUCAUUCUUCAACACCAGGUCACAGAUAAGGCUUUUGAAACACAACUUCGGUGGGGCGUCCCUUUAACAGCUGAACAUCUAAGCUACUUGGCUGAUGAUCACUAUAAGAAGCCUGUAAUUAUUUAUGAUUAUCCAAAAGCAGUUAAGCCAUUUUAUGUACGCUUGAAUGAUGAUGAAAAAACAGUUGCAGCAUUUGAGAUGGUUGUACCCAAGAUUGGAACCUUGAUUACAGGCAGCCAAAAUGAAGAGCGCUUUGACAUGCUAAAUACAAGGAUCAAGGAAUUUGACUUGUCAAGAGAUCAGUAUGAAUGGUACCUAGAUCUUCGCAGGCAUGGAACAGUCCAGCACUCUGGAUUCAGCCUGCAGUUCGACCUGAUGGUUCUCCUUACCACUGGCCUCACUGAUGUCAGAGAUGUGAUUCCUUUUCCCCGUAGUCAUGGCAAAGCCAACAACUAGGAGGGUGUCUUGCCGAAGUACAUAAAAAUAGAUAUAUCAAGUUUCAACUUGCUUGUGUUUCAAAUGAAGAGAAACUUGUGUAAAUAGAUGUACUUAAUGCAACAUACGAGAAAUAUCUUACUCUUAUAGUUAGAGAUUAUUCUUGUUUAUACCAAGUGCACAAAAAUGAAAAUAAACUGUGGAAUUUAUUAAAGGAAA
This is a messenger RNA of Durio zibethinus, 2466 nucleotides long. Lineage: Eukaryota; Viridiplantae; Streptophyta; Magnoliopsida; Malvales; Malvaceae. The record is from RefSeq and is a predicted model, not a curated record.